AUGUCGCCACCUGCCGAUAUCGCCCCCUUGUGGUUCCAAUGCGAGUAUCCAGACUGCAACGCAAAAUAUCGGCGUAAAGAGCACCUUAAUCGACACCGUAAUCAUCAUAAUGGGGAAAUCAAUCUUGCCUGUCCUUAUUGUGAGAGUGUCCUGACUAGGAAUGAUCUAUUGCGACGCCAUAUCCGGACUUAUCACCCGCAGAGACAUGCGCCGCCGUCUCGAAAAUUUAGGGCAUGCAGUGCAUGUCAUGCACGGAAAGUCCGCUGCGAAGGCGUACUACCAUGCAAUGCCUGUCAACAUCGAGGCAUCAUCUGUGUACCUUCUGGAGGUGAAACCGCAGGUGAACAACAAUUUUGCAUUGAUGAUCUCCGCCCCUUGCCACCUGUUUCCACGAUUAAUGAUUCCGUUUCCGAGGCUCCCCGGUGGAUUGCUCAUGACUAUAUCGAUAUUUAUUUUAAUUCUUUCCAUCCAGAAUGGCCUUUUCUCCAUCGAGGUACAUUUGACUUCGCCAAGGAGCCUUGUGUACUUGUUCAAUCUGUUGUCGCAAUUGGCCUGUGGGUGAAAGGGACCCCGGAAGCGCGAGACGCGUCAAUACAGCUGCAUGGUAGACUUUGUUCUGCAUUUUACGCUCAAAUGGACCAAUGGUGCAUCUCCAACUCGAGUCCACGACAACGCACAAGUACCCCGUGGCCUAUAACAACAUUCCAGAGUGUGCUCUUGAAUAUCAUCCUUGCCCUUUUUAUUGCAAGAGAAAAUGUUAGUAUGGAUUUGAGCAUGCGAUGCCGAUUGCGAGACGACAAAUACGAGCUCUUGACUGCCCUUGUUCGAAGCUGUCGACAGUGCGGUAUUUUCUCCUAUCCUAACAUGCUUCUGCAACACGAAGCCGAUGCACCACUUGCGCUUGUAUAUGUGAGCGUUGAAGAGAUCAAGAGAUUUGGACUAGCACUCUAUAAGGUGUGCCGAUUGUCCACUUCCUUUCACUUAACCGGAGAAAGUGCCAAUGGUGACAGAAACGCUCUGUUGACCCUGGCCGAUUUGUCCUUUUGCAUGCCAGACAGUGAUGAGCUGUGGAAUGCUCCAUUGGGCGCGGAGUCCGAAGUGUUGAGCAAGGCUGAUUCGUCAGCAGCUGGACGGGAUAAUGGAGAUGCGAAAAACUGGAUAUCUCAAGCGUCUACUCUUGUACAUGACGGAAGAGUUGGCUUCGACUGGAUAUAG
Penicillium argentinense is the source of this 1215-nucleotide messenger RNA. Its product is annotated as Zn(II)2Cys6 transcription factor domain-containing protein. The transcript is spliced from 3 exons. Gene Ontology annotation, cellular component: chromatin. NCBI's taxonomy places the organism in Eukaryota, Fungi, Ascomycota, Eurotiomycetes, Eurotiales, Aspergillaceae. Gene Ontology annotation, molecular function: zinc ion binding; RNA polymerase II cis-regulatory region sequence-specific DNA binding; DNA-binding transcription factor activity, RNA polymerase II-specific. The record is from RefSeq and is a predicted model, not a curated record. The coding region runs from base 1 to 1215 and encodes 404 amino acids. Gene Ontology annotation, biological process: DNA-templated transcription; regulation of transcription by RNA polymerase II.